AUGUAUAUUUUAACAUUACUUGAGAUCAUUCUUGUAACAAUGUAUUGUGGAAAAUUAAUCAACAAUAUUUGUUGCAAGGAUGUAAACUGUAUUGUAAAAGUAACAUGUUUAAUUUCUUGGCUUACAAAUUUCAUUUUGUUAAUUUUAUUGCCAUUAGAUAUCUUUAUAACAUUUAGAGAUAAUGAGACAUAUAGUAAUUAGAAUGAAAAAGAAGUGCAUUCAAGAGAAUAUGAAGCAAUAGGAAAUGUAUAAUUUAAUGUGAAUAUAUAAAAUAGCUUUAUUAAAUAUUAUAUUGGGCAAAUUUCAUACUUUGUUGGACUAUCAUUCCAAUAAUGUAGGAAUAUGAAGAAGCUAUUGAUUUGAAUAGAGCUUAGAAAUUAGUUCGUUCAUUAUUAAAUAAUGGCAAAUUUUACUUAAUAAUAGGAAUAGCUGGUAUUGCAUUUGUAGUGAUACUUGUUAUGACAGGUUAAGCUUCAGAUUAUGGUUUAGCAAAGUUAUUAAAAAGUAUGGCAAAUUCAUUUGGAGUAGCAUUAAUAAUAGUUUUAUUAGGGUAAUAUAAAUUUUAUAAUAAAAUGUAGAUAUUCUUUGAUAGCAGUUCCUAGAGCACAUAUGAGAACAUCAACUUUGGAUGUUUAAAUGAAAUAUUUAUAUUUUAAAACAGCAAAAAUAACAGAGGAAAAAGAUGAUGCUCAUCAUUAUUUGUAAGAGAAAGCAAAAAGGGUAGUAGGUAUUAGAAAUUAAGAGAAGUUUUAAUAAUAAUCAUCAAAAAUAUAUAUAUAAAUGAGUAUUAAGACAAUUCCAAAGAAAAUGUAUAAAGAAUUAAUGGAGGAUGAUGCAAAAUAAAAGGCACCAGGAAUAAGUUAUUUAUAAAGAAUGUUUUUUAAAGAAUAACCAGAAGCAACAGAUGAGGAAGUAGUUGAAAUUUAUAGAGAUAUUAGAUAGAAAUCAAGAACAUAUAGAAGAUUAAGAGCAGCAUGGAAAGAGAAUUGUAAGUAAGCAUAUGCUUUAGAAAAUGUUAUUGAAUCAAUAGAAAAUAAUGAUAAAAAGAUUUAUUAUGAUGUGAAAUCUAAUAGAAAAGAAGGACAAUGUUCUAAAACUUUAGAUACUUUAGAAUGGUAUUGGUUAUGUCAUUAUAAACCACAAAUAAAGAUAUUUUUUUCUUCAGCUUUAGGUAUUUUAUCUUUAUUAGUAAUAAUAUCUGAGACUACACUAUUUUUAAAUACUCCUUUUACAAUAUUUGGAAUGCCUAUAUCUAUAUAAUCUGGUGUAUUAACAUUAUAAAUAUGUUGUUUUGUUCCUUUAUUUUAUAUUGCAUUUUGUGUAUAUUAUGGAAUGUUUAGAAUUAAAAUAGCAGGAUGUUAUGGUUUAUAUAAUGAUCAUUAAACUGAUGCACCUAGUCUAUUGUUUGCUACAAUUAAUUUCAGUAGAGUUGCAGCUCCAUUAUGUUAAAAUUUUCUAAAUCUUUUAAGAGUUAAAUAAAGAAUGAAUUGUGAACCUGCAUUCAAAUUUACUAUGGGAGAAGUAAGUUUUAAUUAUAUUUAUUAAAGAUGGAAUUUGUACCUAUUUUUGGAGUUAAUGUUAUAUAGUUGAUGCCUGCUAUAUUAUUAUUCUUAUGUUUUAUAAAUUAUUUUGAUUUAUAUGAUAGAUUUAUGAAUUUCCUUGGACUUAAAGAAUUUAUGUUCACAGAAUCAUUUUCUGAUCGUCUCAUUUAUAGAGGCAGAGAUGCUUUAAAAGAUAAAAAAUCUUAUUUCAUGAAUAAAAAAUAAAAAAAGAAGCAAAAAUAAUAGAUAAAAUAAGGUGAUGUUGAAUUACUUUAAAGUUCUAAUAAUCAAUAUUAAUGA
Molecule: messenger RNA, 1841 nt
Organism: Paramecium sonneborni
Lineage: Eukaryota; Ciliophora; Oligohymenophorea; Peniculida; Parameciidae
Source: the annotation of a GenBank genome assembly